This is a messenger RNA of Fukomys damarensis (Damara mole-rat), 1588 nucleotides long. It is a transcript of the gene Rrp1, whose product is annotated as ribosomal RNA processing 1. Gene Ontology annotation, cellular component: preribosome, large subunit precursor; preribosome, small subunit precursor; nucleus. Gene Ontology annotation, biological process: rRNA processing. Lineage: Eukaryota; Metazoa; Chordata; Mammalia; Rodentia; Bathyergidae. The transcript has 13 exons. The record is from RefSeq and is a predicted model, not a curated record. Bases 77 to 1384 code for a protein of 435 amino acids.
GCGGGACGCUGACGUGUCGUGUGACGUCACACGCGCGCCGCAGCUUGGUCCGCUUGUGGAGUCGGCGAGGGAGACUAUGGCUCCGGGCGUGCAGCUGCCUCCCGAGAUCCAGCUGGCGCAGCGCCUGGCAGGCAACGAGCAGGUGACCCGGGACCGGGCGGUGCGGAAACUCCGGAAGUACAUUGUCGCCAGGUCCCAGCGGGCCACAGGGGGCUUCACACAUGAUGAGCUGCUGAAGAUAUGGAAAGGACUGUUUUACUGCAUGUGGAUGCAGGACAAGCUGCUCCUGCAGGAGGAACUAGGAAGGACCAUUUCCCAGCUCAUCCAUGCUUUUCAGACCAUGGAAGCACAGCACUUGUUCCUGCGAACGUUCUGGCAGACCAUGAUCCGCGAGUGGGCAGGCCUGGACCGGCUGCGCCUGGACAAGUUCUACCUGCUCAUGCGCCUGGUCCUGAAUGAGGCCCUGAAGGCUGUGAGGAUGCGAGGCUGGGAAGAAAGGGACAUCGAGCAGCUGAUGGCGCUGCUGACAACUGAGAUCUUGCACGAGGACAGCCAGGCUCCCAACGGCGUGAAGAGCCACUUCCUGGAGGUCUUCCUGGAGGAGCUGGCCAAAGUGGGCGCCGCAGAGCUCACGGCAGAUCAGAACCUGUGGUUCGUGGAACCCUUCUGCCAGAUCGCCGCGCUCACUAAGGACACUCUGGUUCUGCACAACAUCACUCGGGGCAUCUUCGAGGCCAUCGUGGAGCAGGCCCCCUUUGCCAUUGAGGAUCUCAUGAAGGAACUGGAUGCGCAAGAAGGGGAGGACGAGGCGUCAGAUAGCGAUGGCGACUCCGGCAGUGACAAGGAGCUGCCUCACCUGAGGCUGCCUGCAGGCUUCCUGGAGCAGGAGGGACAUGACGAGGACAGCUCUGGGCCCGUCCUCCAGUUUGACUACGAGGCAGUUGCCAACAGGCUGUUCGAGGUGGCCAGCCAGCAGAACACCCCUUCUCAGAACAGGAAGCGCCUCUACAAGGUCGUCCGCAAGUUGCAGGACCUCGCUGGAGGUCACUUCCCUGAGGACGAAGUCCCCGAGAGGGCCUGCAAGCGGCUGCUGCAGGGGAGGCGCGUGCGAAAGGCCAAGCGGCGCUGGCUGCAGCAGCAGGCACGGGGCCAGAGAGGGGAGGCUGAGCAGGAAGAGGACGGGGCCCUGAGCCCUGGAGGGGAGAGGAAGAAGAGCAGGAGGGGGCCCAGGAGGGCCGGCCCUAUGCCACACACAGGAGCUGCCGGCCGGAAGGGGACCCACAGGAGGAAGAGGCGGCCUGGGCAGCCACGUGGGGCCCGAGGAAAGGCGGCUGGGACCCAGGAGUCAGCGAGGAAGAAGAAACGGCCGCCGGAGAGUGGGUAGAGAUGUGACUGGCGGGGACAGGUGGAGGCUGUGCGCCGAGCUGACGUGAGGCGGGGUACCCAUGGUCCCCACCUCAGCCGGGCUCGUGAAGAGGGCGGGCCCCGGAGACGGUGUUGCCCUUGGCUCAGAUUCAAGCCCUGGAGACUGAAAGCCCCACCUGUGUGGUGCCCUGGGCCACCAGGGAAUAAAACGCUCUGGUGUGUG